Messenger RNA from Protopolystoma xenopodis, 284 nucleotides. The record is from the annotation of a GenBank genome assembly. Lineage: Eukaryota; Metazoa; Platyhelminthes; Monogenea; Polystomatidea; Polystomatidae.
GGGAUCACCUGACAAUAGCUAGCUAUUCUAUUACUGUUGGAGAAUGCUUGAAGGCUGCCGACGAGCUUGCCAAAAUCGGUAUCAAUGCUGAGGUUAUCAACCUUCGAUCUUUGCGACCUCUAGAUGAGGAGACACUCUUUAAUUCCGUUAAAAAAACUAAACAUCUUGUAACGGCUGAGACUGCCUGGCCAACUUGCAAUAUUGGAGCAGAAAUUUGUGCUAGGAUCAUGGAAAGUAAGUCUCCUAAUAUGACUUCCCCCGCCUCUUUAUAUUGCCAUUACUAA